Molecule: messenger RNA, 1854 nt
Organism: Ipomoea triloba (trilobed morning glory)
Lineage: Eukaryota; Viridiplantae; Streptophyta; Magnoliopsida; Solanales; Convolvulaceae
Product: probable glycosyltransferase At5g03795
Exons: 4
Coding region: 262-1653 (463 amino acids)
Molecular function (GO): glycosyltransferase activity
Source: RefSeq, a predicted model, not a curated record
UACGCGGGACGAUUGAUGGUUAACUUUAAUGCCAACGCAUUAAUAUACAAUGCAGAAAAAUAUAUACCAUAUUUAUUUCAUGGAUCCUGUUUUCAUUUUUGCAUGAGAAAUCUGACCAUCACAAAAACGCUGUCCAUGCUUCAUUUACUAUACUAGACUUUGCUCUCCCCUCACUUUAUUCUCUCUUUCCCUACAAGUUUCCUCACAGAUUGAACAAAAAGGAGAGGACAGAAAGAGAUAGAGAUCAGAAUUGAAGAAAGGAUGGCGGCCUCGUUCUCAUCAUCUUUUAGGCUUUUGUGGAUUAUGAUGCCGCUUUUUCUGGUGGCGGGUUUGGCGGUUUUCUCCGGCCCUCGGAAUUCCUUUUGGCUCUUCGCUUCUCCCUUCCUACACGGCCGCGGUGGGGUCUUCAAUGGCUCUUCAACUCCCCAGGCACAAGAAACUUUCCGUCCAAACAAUUCGUCGGAAACAUCAUCAUCAUCAUCAUUGAGAAGGUACAGCAAGUUAGAGAUGUUGGAAGCUGGACUUGCGCGAUCUCGAGCUUCAAUACUAAGGGGAAACCCAGCAAAAGAUGACGACUUCAUACCUAAUGGUCCUAUGUACUGGAAUGCCUCGGCUUUUCACAGGAGCUAUUUGGAAAUGGAGAAAACACUGAAGGUGUACGUGUACAAGGAAGGGGAUCCCCCAGUAUUUCACUUUGGUCCAUGCAUGCAUACCUAUGCAAUCGAAGGCUAUUUCAUUCAGGCAAUGGAUAUCACUCCCUUCAGAACCUCUGACCCAAACCAGGCUCAUCUCUUCUUCCUCCCCAUCAGCGUUACCAUGUUGACGCAUGUGGUUUUUAUUCGUGAAUCCCAUAGCUGGACUGAAAUGAAGAACACUGCCUUCGAUUAUGUUAACGUUAUUGCCCAUAAAUACCCCUUCUGGAAUCGGAGUCUUGGCGCUGAUCAUUUCAUGGUUGCUUGCCAUGACUGGGGGCCAGAAAUUUCAUUUGCGGUACCAAACCUACACAACAACUCCAUCCGGGCACUAUGCAACGCCAACACCUCAGAAAGAUUCGACCCCAAGAGGGACGUCUCCAUCCCGGAAAUCCAUCUCCCACACGGCACAACCAAGGGCCUUCUGGGCGGCCCAUCUCCGUCAGAGCGUAGCGUGUUGGUGUUCUACUCCGGCGGCCUCCACGGCCCGAUACGCCCAAUCCUGAUGCAACACUGGGAGAACAAAAGCGACGAAGACGUCCAAAUCCAUAGCUACCUUCCCAAGGGGCUUUCCUACUACGGCAUGAUGCGCAAAAGCAAGUACUGCAUCUGCCCAAGCGGCUACGAAGUGGCCAGUCCCAGAAUGGUGGAGGCGCUCUACAUGGGCUGCGUCCCCGUGCUCAUAAAGGAGGGAUACAUUAUUCCCUUCAGCGACGUGCUGAACUGGAAGGCGUUUGCGGUGAUUAUUCCGGUGAGGGAUAUUCCGAACCUCAAGAAAAUCUUGACGGGGAUUUCCCAGAUGGAGUAUUUGAAGUUGCAAAUGAGGGGCAUCAAGAUGAGGAGGCAUUUCGAGAUUAACAAUCCUCCCAAACGCUAUGAUGUCUUCCACAUGAUUCUUCAUUCUAUAUGGCUUAGAAGACUCAAUAUUCGUGUUCGUGACGAUAUUCAUAAUCUUUCUUGAUUUUGGUUUUACUACUAAUGCUUUUGUAUUCAUUUUGGUGGUUUUGUUUAACCCUAAGGGGCGUUUGGUUCACCAGAUAACUCAGGUAAUGAGAUUACCACCUCCAAGAAGGUAAUUUGAGAUUCUAGAAAUGUAAAAUAGUUGGAUUGUUGUGCUUGGUUUGGAUAAUUGUGAAAUAUAAUAUUACCUUGUUUGGUUAAA